Molecule: messenger RNA, 1014 nt
Organism: Cuscuta epithymum
Lineage: Eukaryota; Viridiplantae; Streptophyta; Magnoliopsida; Solanales; Convolvulaceae
Source: the annotation of a GenBank genome assembly
UAUCUCUCUCUAGACAAACAAGCAGGUUGUGGGUUUGCUACUAAGCAUAGAUACAGAUUUGGUUGGUUCAGCAUGAAGCUGAAAUUGGUGGGUGGUGACUCAGCUGGGGUUGUGACAGCCUUUUAUAUGUGUUCUGAAUUUGAUGAUAAAGGGCCAGGAUGGGUCAGCAGAGAUGAGCUGGAUUUCGAGUUCUUGGGGAACAGAACAGGGCAACCUUACCUCAUACAAACCAAUGUGUACAAGAAUGGCACCGGCGGGCGUGAGAUGCGCCAUGUUCUCUGGUUUGACCCGACCGAGGACUUCCAUACCUAUUCCAUUCGUUGGAACCCACACAUGAUUGUGUUCUAUGUGGAUAGGGUUCCAAUAAGAGUAUACAAAAAUGCAAACUACACAAACAACUUCUUCCCCAUUGAGAAGCCAAUGUACUUGUUCUCAAGCAUAUGGAACGCUGAUGACUGGGCAACAAGGGGCGGUAUGGAGAAGACAGACUGGAAAAAUGCACCGUUCGUGUCAACCUACAAGGACUACAAUGUGGAUGCUUGCCAGUGGGAGGAUCCCUACCCUGAAUGCGUCUCCACCACAACACAGAACUGGUGGGACCAGUACAAGUCAUGGCAUCUCUCCGCUGAUGAGCAGGUUGACUACGCUUGGGUGCUCAGGAACCUUGUGAUCUAUGACUACUGUCCGGACACCACCCGAUAUCCGACUAAGCUUGAGGAGUGCUGGCUAAGUCCGUGGGACUGAUCAUACAGCAUUACACAUACGUUCACUGUCAUACCCAGUCCCCCUGUCCAUUACUCUAUUGGAGUAUAUUUGUCUUCUGAUCUUUUUAACACACGUUAUUGAAUAUGUAUUGAGUUUUGGUUCAGUGUAUAAUUCGUCUUCUGAUCUUUUUCACACACGUUAUUGAAUAUGUAUUAAGUGUAUAUUGGUGUAGUAUAUAUACUUUAUUCAAUAUUGUUUGGGUACUAUACAUUGAUUAUUUUUGUUGAGGAUUUGAACCAUCCAUCAUAA